AUGAUUAGACAGCAGCAGGAGUACAGAACAGACGAACCAGUUCUAACACUUUAUCGUGGUUGUCAAUUACCCAAUGAUGAAUUUGAACGCAUACAACAAAAUAUUAGAAAUUUAAUUUCAAUAAAUGGCUUUCUCUCUACGAGUCGUUCUAAAGAUGUUGCACUAAUCUACACUGGUACCUCUAAUGACAAUGUGCAUCAACCUAUUCUAUUUGAGAUUGAAUUAAAUUUAAAUGAAUUAUACAAUUCUAUAAUUAUUGUUGAUAUAAGUACCUAUAGCAAGUUUCCUGACGAAGAAGUUUUAUUUGAUUUGGGUGCUGCAUUUAAAAUUGUCUCGAUUGAAGAAGACAAGGAUUUAAAAGUGUGGCUCAUUAAACUAAAAACAACGGAUGAAGGUACAAAUUUAGUGACAGAGUACAUUGAACUCAAUCGCAAAGAAAAUGAUGAGACUAGUGCCGUGAUUAUGUUUGGAAAUCUUUUAAUGGGCAUGGGGAAACUCGAUCAAGCACAAAAAUACUUCGAAGCAUUAUUAGCAAAUGAUCUGCUACGACAAGAAAAGGACGAAGCACGAAUUUAUAACAAGUUAGGUAAUGUAUACUAUAAUAAAGGUGAACUUGGCAAGGCACUUCAAAGUUACCAGCGUGCCUAUGAUCUGAUGGUGUAUUGCGAUCCUCCACGUAUUAAGGAUUCAGCUGAGCCAUUAAAUAACAUUGGCAGUGUUAUGUGUGAAACAAAAGAAGUUGAUAAAGCACUGCAAUCCUAUUUCAAAGCAUUAGAAAUCGAUGAACAAUCUUUCGGUAAAGAAUCGUUAAGAGUAGCAAUUACUCUACACAGUAUUGGUUUUACUUAUGAAGAAAAAAAAGAUUUUCAAAGUUCAUUAGAUUACUAUGAAAGGACAUUAAAAAUUCAACAGAAACUAUUGCCGAAUGAUCGUGUUGAUAUUGCAAGGAGUCUAAAUAAUAUUAGGACUGGUUAUCAGAGAAUGGAUGAAUACGAUCGUGCAUUUGAGUACCAUAUAAAAGCAUCGCAAAUGCGACAAAAAUUACUACCAGAAAAACAUGAUGAUAUAGCAGAAAGUUUUCAUAACAUUGCUGAAGUACUUCGUGAUCAGGGACAAUUAGAUGAAGCACUCGAAUACUAUUUUAAAGCGGUUGAAAUACGUGAAAACAUCUUUGGUAAUUCAAAUGGACAUCUUAAUCUCGCCAUGACACUACAUAACACUGGAAUGACUUACAAACAAAAGAAGGAUUACGUUCAUGCACUUGAAUACUAUCAACGAGCGUUAGAAAUGAAUCAGUGUUUAUUAAAACCAUCAGACAACCAACCUGAAAUUUCAGAAUUAAACAAUUAUAUUGCUCGAACAAGGUGA
This is a messenger RNA of Rotaria sordida, 1368 nucleotides long. The record is from the annotation of a GenBank genome assembly. Lineage: Eukaryota; Metazoa; Rotifera; Eurotatoria; Philodinida; Philodinidae.